Molecule: messenger RNA, 926 nt
Organism: Tarenaya hassleriana
Lineage: Eukaryota; Viridiplantae; Streptophyta; Magnoliopsida; Brassicales; Cleomaceae
Product: probable NAD(P)H dehydrogenase (quinone) FQR1-like 1
Exons: 4
Coding region: 86-700 (204 amino acids)
Molecular function (GO): FMN binding; NAD(P)H dehydrogenase (quinone) activity
Source: RefSeq, a predicted model, not a curated record
AUCAUCUUGCAUUUUAAAAAAAAAAUCAGAAGAGGAAUUUCAAAAGAGAAGGACCUCGUGAACAGACGACGAACACCGCUUCUCCAUGGCGACUAAAGUGUAUAUCGUGUUUUACUCCAUGUACGGCCAUGUUGAGAAGCUGGCUGAAGAGAUCCAGAAAGGGGCUGCCUCUGUUGAAGGCGUCGAAGCCAAACUGUGGCAGGUACCAGAGACACUUCCAGAAGAUGUUCUGGCAAAGAUGAGUGCACCACCAAAGAGUGAUGUCCCGAUUAUUACACCCAACGAACUCGCUGAGGCUGAUGGAUUCGUUUUUGGCUUCCCCACGAGGUUCGGCAUGAUGGCUGCUCAGUUCAAGGCAUUCUUGGAUGCGACCGGCGGCCUCUGGAGGACUCAGCAACUCGCCGGGAAACCAGCCGGCAUCUUCUACAGCACCGGCUCUCAAGGGGGUGGCCAGGAAACCACUGCGUUGACGGCGAUAACGCAGCUGGUGCACCACGGGAUGGUAUUUGUGCCGAUAGGGUACACGUUCGGGGCGGGGAUGUUCGAGAUGGAGAAAGUGAAAGGAGGCAGUCCGUACGGGGCCGGGACUUACGCCGGCGACGGUUCCAGACAGCCCUCCGAGCUGGAGCUCGAACAAGCCUUCCACCAGGGCAAGUACCUCGCCACCAUUUCCAAGAAGCUCAAGGCUCCUCCUGCUUAAACACCAUACAUACUACAUAUAAUAUGUCUUAAUUAAUAAAUCACACAAGUUAUGUUCGGUCUUUGGGGUUUGGGUUUUUCAUAUAUUCUUUGUCGGUUAUUUCUCUAUUUUGCAUUUUGUGAUUUUCUUCCUGUUUUUAAUUAUUAUCCACUCUACAUUACAACUUCACAGCAAGUGUGUUUUGCAAUAGAAAGAAAAAAAUAAAUAAAUAAGUUUUUGCUGAUAA